This is a messenger RNA of Lymnaea stagnalis (great pond snail), 7188 nucleotides long. Lineage: Eukaryota; Metazoa; Mollusca; Gastropoda; Lymnaeidae. The record is from the annotation of a GenBank genome assembly.
AAGAGAUUCAUUGCAUAACAACUAAAUACAUAUUUUAAAAUUAUUUUUAUUAUGUAAGCUUCAAGGUGUGACGACGACAGAAAAGUUGUGAUGGCAGCCCCGGCGUCUCAAAUUAAGGCUGCAGCAAAAUAUGCUAUUUGCGUUUUCAGAAAUGACCUAAGAAUCCAUGACAAUGAAGUACGCUCUAAAAUCAUGAACUAAUGAAUGGACUUAUCAGAAAUUAGGUUUAAUUUAGACGACUAAAUAAUUUCUAUUAGUAAUUUAAAUGAAAUGUUUCUUAUAAUUUAAAAAAAAAAAUACUUAUUAAUAGGCACUAUGACUUAGUCUUAGAGUCUGUAAGUAAAAAAAACUAAUUUAUAUAAUUAAUUUUCAAAUGUCCCAUUUUUUUUGUUAUGCAGGCUCUGUUUGUUGCAAAUCAGAAAAGCAAAAUUCUGCUCCCCCUCUAUUGUUUUGACCCUCGACAUUACUCAGGGACUUAUCACUUUGGGUUCCCUAAGACUGGAGGACACCGUCUUCAAUUUCUAAUUGAUAGUGUUGCCGAUCUACGAUUAAAGCUCCAUUCUCAUGGAAGGUGCACUUAAUCCUACUUAUUUUUCCAUUUAACUUAAAUUACUUAAAGAAUUUAUAAAAAUUCCUUUCUCAAGAAAAAUUAUUAAUAAUUUCAUUAUUUUAUUCAAUUUUGUAAUAUUUUUUGUUUUAAGUGACCUGAUAAUAAGGAAAGGCAAACCAGAAGAAGUAAUUUUGGACUUGAUUAAAACUCUCAAUAUUGAAAAUGAUGUUGUGGUUGUAAUGCACAAAGAGGUUAGCUAUUAUUAUUUAUUUUUAAUUCUACUCAAAAAGUUUAUAAUGUUUGCUUAGUAUAUUUGGUAAAAUAUCAAUGUAACAAUAACAUAAUGAAGAUUGCUGCUUUAAUUUGUUCAUCUCUGGAUUAGAAAGAAAAAAAAAUCAUUUCUGAGAGCGUAUCAUUACUUCAUCCAUCUGAUUAGGUCACUGAAGAAGAGAUAAAAGUAGAGAGUAACAUAAAGGCCCCUUUGAUUACCGUAUGGGGCCACACAUUGUAUCACGUGGAAGAUGUACCAUUUCAACUCAAACAGUGAGUAACUAUCUUAGUUAAACUUAAAAAAAGAGGAACUCUAAAGUUUAUACUUUCUUAGUUACAAGAGAAAUGAAGAUUUAUUGAGUCCAGCAAUACUUUAUUUUGAUGAUGCUUGCAUGUAGCACCAAUCAUAAAUUCCUGUGGUCUUCUGUAUGAAAUAUUUUAGCAUAUUAUCCUUAUGAAAUAUUUACUAGUCUCUUUUUAUGAUGUUAACUGAUAAUUUAAUAAUUGAAAUCUUACUAACCACACAUUCUAUUUGUAGAUGAAAUCAUCAUGGCCAUCUCUGCUUUGUUCCAAAUACUUGCUUUAUUUACUGUCAUUGAUUUUAUCUAGAAUUUUAACCAUCUUUUAAAAGGCUACCUGAUGUGUAUACACAGUUCAGGCAAAAAGUGGAAGAUCGGGCGCCCAUCCGCAAAUUAAUUAACAUGCCCAACCAGUUAAACCCACUGCCUCCAGGAAUAAGUCUUGGGACAAUACCACCCAUUGAAGAUUUUGGAUUCACAGGUAGCUCCAAUGAUAAAACAUGCAAUAAUUAUAUCAUUUUGAUUAGCUUCUUUACUUUACAAAAUCAUGAAUUUUUAAUGAAUUUUGCAUGCAUUUGAUGUUGAAAUUUAAUUUAUUUUAUCAAAAGAUUUUAUUUCUUAGCUCCCAAAAAAGACACUCGCACAGCAUUUCCAUUUUCUGGUGGAGAAACAGCAGCACUGGAACGUCUUAAGGAUUACCUUUGGGUCACUAACAAUGUUAGCACAUACAAGGAGACAAGGAAUGGCAUGAUUGGCCCAGAUUUCUCAACUAAAUUUUCACCAUGGUACAUUUUAGCCUUUUCUUAUGUAGAGUUUUAAAAAAAUAUUUAUUAUGGCACUGUUUUAGAUCAUGCCUGCACAACUCAAAAUGUAAGGCAGGCCAUAAUACUUUAUGAAAAACUUGUGGAAAGAUAAUAGUACAGGGACGAAAGCUAUUAAGACAAUAAUAAUAAUAAAGAAUAUUUCGUUAGUUCGCGGGCCGCCAAGUGGGUGCUUGCGGGCCGCUUGUUGUGCAGGGCUGUUUUAGAUGUGUGUUUUAAAAAUAUCGUCAAUAGAGAUUGCUGUCAAUGGAAAAUUUAUUAAAUUUUGUUCAAUCCCAAAUUUAUUUGAGCCUAGGUUUGUUCUCAUUAUUAAUAUUUGGAGCACACAGAACACAUUAAUUUGCUCAAAUUUUCUUAUUUAUGAACAGGUUAGCCCUUGGGUGCAUUUCUCCAAGACAGAUAUACUGGGAAAUUAAAAAGUAUGAGAAAGAAAGAAGAGCCAACCAAUCAACAUACUGGGUUAUAUUUGAACUUUUAUGGAGAGAUUAUUUCAGAUAUGUUGGCCUCAAAUAUGGAAAUAAGCUGUUCUUUGCUGGAGGUAAAUGUAUUAGGCAAAGCUUACUUAUCUUUAAGCCCCUCAACUUUUGAUGUGAGUGUUCCAGUCAUCAUUGACACACUGCUCAACUUUUGAUGUGAGUGUUCCACUCAUCAUUGACACACUGUUUACAUGGCUGAUCUCAUCACAAUUAAAUUAAUAUUAAUUUACUGACAAGGCUUUGAUGGUCAGGGUAGUGCGAGACUAAUUUCCACAUCAGAGGUUAACUGUUAAUUGAUUGGAGAUUAAAGAAACUACAUUUUUCUCACUUGGUUAUAAUAUUAUUAUUUACUUUUACUCCCAGUAAGCUAAAGGGAUGUAAUAUUUUUAUUUUAUAUUUUAAAUAUUAGUGAUAAAUUAUGAAAUAUACUAAAUUAUCUAUUGAUAUCCAUUUUGAAAAAACACAAAAUGUUAUGACAUAAUACAUAGAAAAUAACUAGCGGCUGUCUUAUUGGCAUAAGCCCACGUUACGAGGCUGAUUAUUUGCUUAUCUUUGCAACCCUAUUACAGGUGUUCAUAAAAUUUAGUCGGACUCAUUAUUCAGAUACUUCUUGGUAUUUUCCACCUAUUUUUUAAAAAUAAUUUUCUAGGAAUCAAGGGAGAGACAGUUCAGUGGAAAACCAACAUGGAAUACUUCAAGGCAUGGCAAGGUGAGUAUCAAAAGAAUUAAGAUGGGUUUCCAUGGAAUUCUGAAAUAAAUAUUUUCUUUGGUAAAACUGGAAAUUAACUGAUCAUGUGUUAAGCUUAUCUUUGUAACAUUUUCACAAGGUCACUUAUCUUUGUAACCUUUUCAGAACGUCACUUAUCAUUGUAAGGUUUUCAGAAGGUCACUUAUCUUUGUAACAUUUUCACAAGGUCACUUACCUUUGUAACAUUUUCAGAGGGUAGAACUGGGAUCCCCUACAUUGAUGCCAACAUGAGAGAGUUAGCGGCGACUGGUUUUAUGUCUAACAGAGGUCGUCAAGUAAGUCAUUCCUAAAUAUUUAAAAAUUACUUUAAGAUAAUUUAUUAUGACUUGCAGAAAACGUCCUGAUGCUUAAAUCACGAGGAGUCAAUUGUCAAGGUUUUUAAACCUCCAAUCAUUAAUAAAUUAGAAAUGGGGGAACAAUCUCUCCUAAAUAGAGAAAACUGUGUACCUGUAGUUACCAUGCACCUGCAGUGCAGACUUUGGAUUAGAACUGGCAAAAUUCUAAUAUGCAACAGUGUUCUUUUUAUAUUUAACAAAUGAAUUUUUUUCCAGAAUGUUGCAAGUUUCCUAACAAAGGACUUAAAGUUAGAUUGGAGAUUAGGAGCUGAAUGGUUUGAAUCACUACUUGUGAGUCUGUUAAAGCUAUGCAUUAAAAAUCAGUCAUACUUUCUGUCAAAGAUUCCAUUUCCCUAAAAUUUGGAGACACUUUUCCAGUAUAUAGCAGAACUAUUGCUUGCUUGAUAGAAGAACCAUUUCCAAAUGCCUUGUAAUUUUUUAUGUUUAUGUUUUAAAGCACUUUCUUCUUUGUGUGUUAAAAUUUUGAUUACUUUUUAAAAAAAAAAAUUUAACUUUGUUGUGUUCCCCUUGGAGUUAUGUUUCCACAUUGAGUCACUUUUUCAUUUACUGUUCAUUGUAAAAUAAAAUGUUUAAUAAUUAUGAAACUAUUUUACUGUACAAUUUUAUUGUCUGGACUAUGUUCACUGUUUCUAAUUUUAGAUAAAUAUCUAUAUAAAUCAGUGGAGCAGAGUGUUCUUUCCUAUUACUUGGAGAUAUAUCAUAAAACAUGUAUCCUCUGACUAGAGAGGUUUAAAUUUAAUUUCAUUAAAAUUAUAUAUUUUAAAAAAAUUCUGCAUGUCAGACCUAUUUUAUCCACCCCUGUGGUGCUACAGCCCAUGUAGGGCUUUGGCCUGCACACCACUUCCUUCCUCUCUGAUCUAACUAAUGCUUUUCUUUUCCAUAUCAGGCCUCUUUGUUUUUAUAAUAAGUAGCUGAAUAACAAAAUCCAAUGAAGUUAAUAGUUCUGAUUCUGACCAUUAUAGGAAUGUGACAGAAAUGUAUACAUGCUAAAAAUAUAAACUACAUUAGUACUAUUUAAAGUAAGUUUUCAUUAUACAUUUUAAUCUUCAGCUGGACCAUGAUGUGUGCAGUAACUAUGGCAACUGGUUGUACAGUGCUGGCAUUGGCAAUGACCCAAGGGAAAAUAGAAAGUUUAAUGUUGUGAAACAAGGGCUGGAUUAUGAUGGAGAUGUGAGUUAUGGAACUUUGUACAGUAAAAUCUCCCCCAUCUUACCCUAAAUAGUUUCUAAAACCCAACAAUUGCAUUUAAAAAUAGUUUUCACUUAAAUAGUUACUAAUGUCCUAAAUUUUCUCUUUUAGUUUUUGAAAUACAUAUAUAAAUAAAUCAUUUAAAUUAUUUGUGACAGUUGCAAUUUAAUACAUCCUUGGGGGUAUGCGUUCCGGCGUGAAUCAACACACUUCGCUUAUUUUUAAUAAAAAAUAGCAAGGAAAUCUCACGUCCCUCGAGACUUCUAGUGAUGUCGUGAUUCUGUUUUAUUGCAAUUUAAAAAAACUAGAAGUUUUUAUCUUGUUUCUCUUCCAUUCUAUGUUUGCUUAACCCUUUACAGUCUGAUGCGCCUGAAAUGCGCUGAUUUUUUCCUUAAGCCUACAGUCCGUUGCGGCCAAACCCGCCCGUUUUGAGGUUGUUUACUUUCGUUCUUAGCACAGCAGAAAUCCAUUGCGCAUAACUAUUUAUUGUUCUACCGGAAGAAAGCCACGUUGUCUGCAUUUAUUUUGAUACUAGUUUGAACGCUGUGUGUUUAGGGGUUCAUUUUAUGCGAUUUUUUUUUAAGUUGUGAUUUUUUUUCUGUAAAAAUGGCUUUCCAAGCCUUGGAUAAAAUUUUGAAAGAACUUAGGCCUAUUGAAGCUUCACUUUUUCAUGAGUCUAGCAGUGAUAGUGAAGAAUCUGAUAUAGAUAUUAAUUUAAAUGACGCUACUAGUAAUAGUGAUUGAAGUGAAGAAAAUAACAAUAAUAGUAGAGACAUCGAUGACAACGGACCUAUCAAUUCCACUCCAACUUAUCAGCAAGAUCAUGGAUGGUCUGGGAAUUUUUCACAAAUCAAAGUGGGAGGGUCCAUGAAACUGUUUUUAGGUGCAAAUUUUGCUUAAAUCAUUUUUAAUUUCAUUUUCUUGCUUCUAGUUUAUUUUCUGUAAAUUAAUGAGAUAAAGAACCUUCAUUUAAAAUGGAGUUAUGUCCCCUUGUUUAGGCGCUGGGAGCAGAAAAGGCUGAAUAGGCUUGGACUGUAAAUGGUUAAGUACGGUGCAUUUCCAUUUAGCACAUUUUUAUCCGAGGUGCCAAAAUAUAUUGUUUCCUAGUUAUUUGUUCAUCAUUAUUGUUAUAUUUUCAUUAAACCUAAUUCAUUUCUGGAUGCAUUUACCCUUAAUUGUCAUUAAUUUCAGUAAAUUUUUAGCAGCUAAAAAAAAAUUUUUUUUUACCAAUGUAAAUCAAUGGCAAUGGGGAGUUACUUCCCUUUGUUUAGGAAUUUAAAUGAGUAAAGAAGUAGCAAUGCUUUCAGGAAUGAGUUAAAUGUAAACACAUGAUUGAAAUAUAAACACCUGCAUUUGAAUAUAAAAACAUGUGUCUUAUUAUAAAUAAAUGCAUUUAAAUUAGUAUUUGAAAUUUUUAAACAUUUACAUCUUUACAAAGACUAACAAAUUUUGAGAAAUAGAAAAAUAAUUGAAUCUCCUGGGCUUUGAUCACCAUUUUUUUGAGGAAAGAAUUAUGAGAGAACUUUGGCUCUCAUGAAAACAAGGUGAGUUUUAACUUUCAAAUUUUCUUAAAUAUUCUUUUUAGUAACAGGAGCAGGCAUAAUUUAUUUCUAUUUAAUUCAUCAGGGCAACUAUGUGCGCCUAUGGGUUCCUGAACUUUCAGAUAUCAAGACUGGAAAGGUUCAUUGCAUAUGGACACUCAGCAACACCCAGUUAGAGGCAGGGAAUGUAAUUUUAGGGCAGAGUUACCCUAACCCUAUAGUGAUUGCCCCUGAAUGGAGUAGACAUGUCAACAGACCAGUAAGUUAGGCAUUUACAAUUUUAGUAGAAAACUGUAAUAAGACUGACUGCAUCUGUCAACUAAUGCAGCAUGUGUCAACUAAUGCAGCAUCUGCCAACUAAUGCAACGUGUCAACUAAUGCAGAAACAUUUUCAUAUUUAAACCAGGUCUAUGUUGUUUUUACUCCUACUUAUUACAGUAUUUAGGGAAUUUGAAAAGAAAAAAUAAACUGAUUAUUGUAAUAUUGCUUUCAGAGAAAUUUGUAUGACCAUUCGUGAUUUAGUGUGACCAAAAUUAAUUAUUAUUAUUAUUAUUUUUAUUUAUGUUUUUGUUGCAGGCUGCAAGUGGUGGCGCUGAUGCUGGAGAUGCCAGAGGUAAAGGUUCAGUCUCAUCCAGAGGAAGGGGUCAAGGUUCAGGCAGGGGGAAAGGUCAACAAGGGCAAUAUGCUGGCCAGAAAAGAGGACUUGACUUUUAUUUUAGCAAUACAAAGCCAAAGUGAAGAAAUAACAAUUUUAGCAGAAGUCACUUGUUAUCCAGGUGCUGGAAACAAUUUGAUCACAAACAUAAGCAAUUUGAUCACAAACAUAAGCAAGUUUUGCUUUUAAUAAAGUGCAAUGUGUCAGUUUCUUGUAAAUAUUUUCCCUGAUAACUAAUAAUUGAAAUGGAUCAUUUAUGAUAAUAAACUUGAUUCUAGAAACAA